AACGCGAGCGCUAACUGGCGGAAAUAUUUGAAGAUUUAUUAUGUAAGCCCUUCCGGCACAUUUGUCAGUCUUUUUGUAGAAAGCGUGGCGUGACGUGCAUUUGUGAAUUUUCAUAGGAAAAGAAUUUGCGUAAGUUAGGAUAUUUCCUCAUGUUAAAAAUCUAUUUAAUUUAGUAAUAUUUAUUGGUUAGAUUUGGCUGAACUCCUUGGGAGACGAUCAAGCUAAGUCCUGAGUCAGGAAAAAGAGUUAUAACUUGGUAGGUUCGAUAAACGAUUGAAAGAAAUUUAAAAUGGCGUCAGGAUAAAAAUUAUUAAUUGAAUUACAGGUUGUAAACUUUCAAAAAGCUUGAGGUUGGUGGAAGCAAACGGAGGCCGUUUGAGAUUAAAGGACCACCAACAUUCAUUCAUUCAUUUGUAAUCAGCCAUUUAGUCAUCGCCAAAGUAAUCAAGUCCUUGCAGUCCGCCACGGGGAAAUUGAGUUAAUAAAAAUAAAUACAGUCCACUAUCUCUUGAUUUGUUUGACCCAGGGGACUUGGUCCCCAACAAGUGGUCCUUCUCACCGUGGAUCAGUGACUGCAACGGACUGCAGAGGAUUUGAUUGUUCUGUCCGGAAAGGACCGCGAUUGUCGCGAUUGUGAUUCUUGAUUUGUGAGGGCUUUCCAGACGAAUAGCACGAUGCCUCGCAAGAGCCAAAGGGCAACAAAAGGUCGACCUCCAAAUCGUUAUGGCUUUGAUGAGGAGGAUGACGACCUUGAACUGACUCUCACUCAGGCUAAGAUUGAGAGAACUCGUAAGGAAAUGGAGUUUUUGUCAUUGCGGGAAAAGGAACUUGAGUUGCGCCAAAGUAUGAUGAAAUCUAAGCGGAUGAAUUCACCAACAAUUCUGGGGGAUGUCCAGGGGGAUAUUCCAAGGACCUCAACACCUUUUUCAUCGAAUUCACGCAAGAAAGUUGAACUUUUCAACCCUCUGGUUACGAGGGGAAAUGUCGUGUCUGAUGAUGAAGAGGCACCAGUGAAUCUGGACGUGAUCGUUGACAGGUUUGCAGAGUUCCAGAAGAAACUGAUUGACGACGCAGCCCCGAAGAAGGAAGUUCUCACAAUGACAAAUGAUCAGUUCCAUUCGGCAAUUCAGGAAGCUGUGAAGGCUAAAGAGAGAGAAAUUGCCACCAAACUUACUGGCUCCAAAGUGAAGCAAAAUGCCACUAAUGAUGUGGACAAACACUCAAAAACGUCAUCGGAUGUUUUGGAGGUUAUGGAGCGUUUUCUUGUACGCCAAUCUUUUGGAACAGAUGUACAAAAGUUUGAUGGGAGUGUGAAGGAAUGGCCGUUGUUCCGUGCUUGGUACGAGAACACUACCCAGACGUGUGGAUAUACGGAUGUUGAGAGACUCAACCUGCUUCAGAGGUGUCUCACUGGAGAAGCCAAAGAAACAGUCAGAUUUCUUCUCUACUCAGCAUCGAAUGUGAACAAGGCUUUGUCGUCACUGGAAGAGCGAUAUGGACAACCUGAACAUCUGAUUCGCACCAUGAUUGCACAGGUGAAGGCUUACCCACCUGUAAGAGUAGACAAGCCGGAGAGCUUGGUUGAAUUUUCCACUAUGAUGGUGAACAUGGUAGCAGCGAUUGAGGAAUUCAACCGAAUGUGCUACAUUGAUAAUCCCCAGCUGCUGGAUGAGCUUGUGCUAAAGCUCCCGAUGUCAAUGCAGAUUUCUUGGUCAGAAUUCCAGGUGACCAAGAGCUACGUGACAGUGAAAACCUUGUGUGACUGGAUUGCGGUAAAGGCCAGGGCGGCGAAUUAUCGUGUACAGGUUAGGGACUCAGCGAAAAUUGAGCAGAAACCUGUCAAAGGCAAAACCGUGGCAACUGUCAAUGAAUUGACCGAGCUGAGAGCCGAAAUGGCGGCAUGCAGCUUUUGCAAGGGAAAACAUGCCCCACAAAAUUGUGAGACUUUUAAGAAGCUCAAAAUAAGCGACAGAUGGAAGAUUGUGAGAGAAAAGGGAGUUUGUUUCAGAUGCUUGAAGCCAAAUCAUUCUCUCUCAACUUGCAGUGAUAACGGAAAAUGUCCAAAACCUGGUUGUGGUCAGAAACACCACAAUCUUCUUCACAGAGAUGACAAGCAGCAAAUGUUCUCUCUAGCUCAGAGAGAAGAUGAGGAGAAGCUAGAUGCUUCAGAUUUCCCUACUGAGACUGAUCAGGACUCGGAUCAGGAAGAUGAAAUUUCCCCACAGAGGGGAAUUGUGAUGACUGGAGCCACAGUGGCUCAUGCCAAUACGAGUAAUAAGAUUCUCAUGAAGAUACUUCCGGUGUAUGUUACUGGACCGAAAGGUACCUUGAAGGUCUACUCCUUUUUGGAUGAGGGCUCCAUGCUGACAAUGAUGAAGGCAUCUCUAGCAGAGAAAUUGGGGCUUAGUGGACCAAAGUGCCCUCUGACGUGGCAAGGAGCUGGACCGACAGCAUGUACUGAUCUGACAUCGACUGUUGUCAACUGUAGAAUCAGAGGUACUCAUCCCAAAGCCAAGGAGUAUUUAAUGCAGAAAGUUAGGACUGUCUGUGAGUUAAGUCUCCCUAGGCAGACAGUGGAUAUGGAAGCACUGUCACGGGACUGGAAACAUAUGGCCGAUGGUCAUUCUGAAUCCAUGGUGGAUGCAGAGCCCGAUCUGCUGAUAGGGCUGGACAACACUCCCUUGAUUGUGUCACGGGAGAUUAUCCACGGACCGUGGAACGCUCCCUAUCUGGCUUUAACUUGGUUAGGCUGGGUAGUAAUGGGAAAAUUGAAUAAUCAAACCUCAUGUGAGGUAAAGACCUACUCCUACUCUAUUGUGGAACGCAAAGAUGAGCUGUAUGAAAUGGUGAAGAAUUCCUUUUCCUUGGAGGGCUUUGGUACUGAAGGUCAAGAGAAGGUACUCUCUCGUGAAGAUAAGAGAGCUCUUGAAAUCAUGAAGCGCACCACCCGUAGGACGAGUGAUGGGCGUUUCGAGACUGGAUUGCUGUGGAAGCAAGGUCAUCAACCAAUUGUGCCAGAGUCAAGAGAUGUAGCUGUCAAGCGCUUGUACACCAUGGAGAGGAAACUAGACAGAGAUCCGGCAUUGGCCGAGGCUUACUGUGCCAAGAUAAGUGAUCAUCUUGAGAAGGGAUACUUGAUAAAGCUCACAGAAGAAGAUAGGAUGACUCCUACUGGAAAUACUUGGUAUCUUCCACACUUUGCGGUUUUUCACCCGGCUAAGGGAAAAAUUCGAGUGGUAUUUGACUGUGCGGCUAAGUCAGGGAAUGUAUCACUUAACGAUCUGCUGAUGAGCGGGCCAGACUUAUUGAAAUCACUUCCGGCAGUGUUGGAAAACUUCAGAAAGGGUAAAUUCGCAUUCACUGGAGACAUCAAGGAGAUGUUUCAUAGAGUUUAUGUUAGGGCAGAAGAUACCAACUAUCAAAGAAUCCUAUGGAGAGGAAUGGAUAGGAAAAAUGAGCCAGAAGAGUACAAGAUGAAUGUGAUGACAUUUGGGGCAUCUUGUUCUCCCACUCUAGCGUCAUAUGUGAAGAAUCUAAAUGCCCAAGAAUAUGCCGAAGAAUUCCCAGAGGCAGUGAAGGGAAUACUACACAAUACAUACUGUGACGAUUAUCUGGGAUGUGCAGAUACCAUUGAGGAGUCUCGCGGAUUGAUCAAGGAUAUUGUUCAGGUUCAUAAAGCCGGUGGCUUUGAUAUAGUGAACUGGACAGCCAAUGACAGCAGAAUUCUUAAUUGUGUGAGUGACACGAUGAAAAGUUUGAAUGCGAAGGAUGAACCUGAAAGAAUUCUUGGCUUGUGGUGGGACUCUUCUGAAGAUGUCUUCACUUUCAAGACCACAUUCCAUCGCGUCGCAUCUGAUAUUCUGUCUGGAGAGAAGAUACCCACAAUGAGAGAAGUAUUACGGCUGGUAAUGUCAAUCUUCGAUCCAUUGGGAUUUUUGGCUAUGUUUUCGGUGAAAGGAAAGAUGAUUCUCCAAGAGAUUUGGCGUCAGAAAAUUGGAUGGGACGACAUCAUUUAUGGUGUGGCUUUGGAGCAGUGGCAAGCAUUCAUCAAGGAGCUAAAAAUGAUUGACACAGUGAAGAUACCGAGAUGUUAUUCUCCGAAACUUCCGGAAGCAACUUCAAUCCAGCUACACGUCUUUGGAGACGCCAGCGAGAGUGCCUAUGCAUCAGUUGCAUAUUUACGGAUUGAAAGUGAAAAUAGUGUUGAAGUGGCUUUUGUGUGUGCUAGAACUAAAGUUGCUCCAUUGAAAGCUACCAGUAUCCCAAGACUUGAGUUACAAGCUGCAGUGCUUAGUGCGCGAGUUAGCGUUGCGGUAAAAACAUCUUUGGAUCUUGAAUUUGAUCGAGUGGUUUUGUGGACGGAUUCCCUAACGGUGAUGGGGUGGAUCAAAAGUGAUUCUCGUAGAUACAAGCAGUUUGUUGGACACAGAAUAAGUGAAAUUGACCAACUGACAGAGAUUCAUCAAUGGAGAUGGAUUUCGACUACACAGAAUCCAGCUGAUUUGGCCACGCGUAGAAAGCCGUGUGAUUUCAGUGCGUCCUCUAAAUGGUUCACUGGGGCGCCCUUCCUGAAAUUGGAGGAGGAACAAUGGCCUCAAGAUGAUAAAAAACAAAAAGUUGCAGACAAUGGAGACAUUGAGGUGUUUCAAGUGUUAGUGAAUGUUGAAAGGUUUAUUGGAAAUCGUCUGAUUCCAGAGAUGAGUCGUUUUUCCCGCUGGAAUCGACUUGUCAGAGCGACUGCUCAAGUGAAAAAUUGUGCGCAGUUUUGGUUGGAAAAGUGGCGUAAAGCGAAAGAAAAUCUAAAAACAAGUGAAUUACCCGGACUCAAAGUGAGUGAUUUGAUAGAAGCAGAAAAAGUGUUGCUUCAGGAAAUACAGUCAGUGUACAGAAGAGAAAUACAGUGUCUCCAAGAGGGAAAAGUAAUUCCCAAAGAAAGUGAUUUGUAUCAUUUGACGCCAUUUGUGGAUUCUGAUGGAUUAUUGAAAAUGAGAUCACGUUUGCAAAAUAGUGAAGUGCGAGUAAAGUGCCCCAUUAUUCUUCCGCCGAAGCACGUGGGGACAAAGUUGAUUAUUAGUGAUUUUCAUGUUCGGAAUCAUCACCAAGGACGAGAACAAGUUGUAAACAACGUUCGUGAAAGAUUUUAUAUUCCAAGAGUGAGAGUGGCAGUCAAGAGGGCUUGGCAUGAGUGUCAAAUUUGCAAAAACAAACGCGCCCAACCUUUGAUUCCUGAAAUGGCCGUGCUUCCAUCCGCAAGAGUUAAUGAUUCAGUGUAUCCCUUUGUAAAGAGUGGAAUGGAUUAUUUUGGACCAUUAGAAGUGAAGGUGGGUCGUCGUGUGGAGAAAAGAUGGGGAGUAAUCUUCACUUGCCUAGCGACUCGUGCUGUGCACUUGGAAGUCGCACACUCCCUGACGACAGACAGUGCCAUCAUGGCAAUUAGACGUUUCAUGAAUCGACGCGGAUCUAUAACUGAUAUGUUCUGUGAUAAUGGAACAAAUCUUCGAGGAGCUGAUAACGAAUUUCGACGACUUUAUGCAGCCGUAGAUGAAAAGAAGAUUCAGGAAACCUUCUCCGAAAAGCGUGUGGAAUUUCACUUUAAUCCACCAGCCGCACCACAUAUGGGCGGUGUUUGGGAAAGACUUGUCCGUUCCGUCAAAGUUGUAUUGAAAGAGGUCAUGAGGACACGGCAUCCCACUGAUGAGGAGUUGCACACAUUCUUUAUUGAAGUGGAGUAUAUUCUAAAUAACCGGCCUUUAACUUAUGUGUCGAUUGAUCCUGAUGACGAGACUGCCAUCACUCCCAAUCAUUUCUUGAUUGGAAGAUCUGGAGAGAACCGACCGAUUGGGACCUUUGAUGACAGCGAUUUGUUCCUCCGCAAAGCAUGGAGACGAGCUCAGUAUUACGCAGACCAUUUUUGGCGUAGAUGGAUGCGUGAGUACCUUCCCGAGUUGACAAGACGAACUAAGUGGUAUUCUACCACUAAAACUAUCAAGAUUGGAGAUGUCGUUGUUGUGUGUGAUGAACAGUUACCUCGCAACCAGUGGCCCUUGGGUCGAGUGGAAGAAGUAUUUCCUGCCCCUGAUGGGAAAAUUCGUUCAGCGAUGGUAAGAACUCGUUACGGCCUAUACAAGAGACCAGUUGCAAAGCUUGCUGUGCUGGACGUGGAGUAGGUGGGUGCAGGAGCACCAGAGGGGAAAAUGUUGGAAACGCGAGCGCUAACUGGCGGAAAUAUUUGAAGAUUUAUUAUGUAAGCCCUUCCGGCACAUUUGUCAGUCUUUUUGUAGAAAGCGUGGCGUGACGUGCAUUUGUGAAUUUUCAUAGGAAAAGAAUUUGCGUAAGUUAGGAUAUUUCCUCAUGUUAAAAAUCUAUUUAAUUUAGUAAUAUUUAUUGGUUAGAUUUGGCUGAACUCCUUGGGAGACGAUCAAGCUAAGUCCUGAGUCAGGAAAAAGAGUUAUAACUUGGUAGGUUCGAUAAACGAUUGAAAGAAAUUUAAAAUGGCGUCAGGAUAAAAAUUAUUAAUUGAAUUACAGGUUGUAAACUUUCAAAAAGCUUGAGGUUGGUGGAAGCAAACGGAGGCCGUUUGAGAUUAAAGUAAGGAUUGAAUUGUUUGAAUUAAAGAAAUGAAUUGAAGUGUAUAUUUAUUUUAGGGACCACCAACAUUCAUUCAUUCAUUUGUAAUCAGCCAUUUAGUCAUCGCCAAAGUAAUCAAGUCCUUGCAGUCCGCCACGGGGAAAUUGAGUUAAUAAAAAUAAAUACAGUCCACUA
Phlebotomus papatasi is the source of this 6762-nucleotide messenger RNA. RefSeq lists its product as uncharacterized. Bases 675 to 6167 code for a protein of 1830 amino acids. The transcript is spliced from 2 exons. The record is from RefSeq and is a predicted model, not a curated record. Lineage: Eukaryota; Metazoa; Arthropoda; Insecta; Diptera; Psychodidae. Gene Ontology annotation, biological process: DNA integration. Gene Ontology annotation, molecular function: nucleic acid binding.